GCCAUAUAUGCACCAAACCUAUAACCCAGAUAACAGAUAUUUAAAAGACGACUUAAAAACACUUGACUUUUCUGUGCUGUCUGCACGGGCUGUAACCGAGAGUUACAUUUGUACUAUCUACGUCUGAAAGCACAUCUCACACCGUAAUUUUUACAUUUACUUUUUGAUGCGGGAUAUAUAACACUGAAAUCAACCGAGAACGUUGUAAAAAAUUACUAUGGGAUAGUUGCUCUCAGACUUCUCCUUGAUGUAAACAUUAGGACACAUUAGAAUGACAGUUUUUCAAAUAUUAAGUACCAUGGAGGAAAAAGGCAAACCAAUCGUGGUAUUUCAUCCAAUUAUUUCCUCCAUACAGAAAAUUGCUCUUUACGAGACAAAGUCCCGGUUUUAUUUAAUGGGAUCAAACAACACACUGACACGUUUUCGAGUUUUGAAAAUUGACAGAAUGGAACCGAGAGAAUUGGUUGUAGUGGAUGACAAAAGAGAAUACACUCAGGAGGAAAUUAAAGAUUUGGUCAACAUGAUAGAUAUGGGCAACAGAACACGAGCAGGACAGCGCAAUAAUGUGGGUGGUGUUGCUCGUGUUGUAUCUGCUUUUGGAAUUGUUGGCAAAAGUAGUAAAGAACCUGCACAUAAUUCGGGUGUAUCAGAGGAGCCUGAGCAGCAAGAAUUACAAAAGCCACUGCAUAAACCAACACAAACUAAAUUCACCUGGAAGAACAUGUGGCAAAGAGAUACUUUUCCCAGACUAGUGCCGGCUUUUGCUCUUCUUGGUUUUAUACGUUUUUUGGAAGGAUAUUACAUAAUCCUUGUAACAAAACGUCGCCGAGUUGCAGUUAUCGGUCAUCAUACAAUAUACAAAAUAGAAGACACAUCAAUGAUAUACAUACCAAAUGACAUGAUACGAAUCUUCCAUCCUGAUGAACAGAGAUAUGUAAAGAUGUUCCAGAGUAUUGAUCUCAAGAGCAACUUUUACUUCAGUUACUCAUAUGACAUGUCACACACUUUUCAAAGUAAUAUGGCACCACCGAUGAAUAUUAAGUCUGACAUUCCUACCAAUGUACCCACAAAAAUGGGAUCUGACGAAGCAGACGAUUCGGAGGAGUUUUUUAACAUGUGGGCAUUCAGGAAAGAUUGGCAAACUGAAUGUGAGAGCGAGAAAUAUAUGGAUUACGGUGUAAGGAGCAAUCCAAAUCGUCGCUUCGUGUGGAAUUCCUAUCUCCUGAAGCCUGUGGAAAAAGAUCUACACCCUGACUGGAUAUUGUACAUAAUACAUGGUUUUAUUGGUCAAUCAAACGUGAGCAUUUUUGGCAGAAGUAUGUACGUUACCAUUAUUGCCAGAAGAAGUAACAAGUAUGCGGGCACUCGUUUUCUGAAACGUGGUGCAAAUUUUGAUGGAGAUGUCGCGAAUGAAGUAGAAACGGAGCAAAUAGUUCAUGACUCUGGCGUGAGCUCUUUAAGCAGAGGACGUUUCAGCUCAUUCGUACAAAUGCGUGGGUCAGUACCUGCUCAUUGGAGUCAGGAUGUUAGUAAAAUGGUUCCUAAACCGACUAUAACUUGUGACUUGGCUGAUCCUUACGUACAAACAGCAGGAGCACAUUUUAAUCAACUUUUAAAAAGGUACGGAUCGCCGAUAAUAAUAUUAAACUUAGUAAAGAAACGAGAAAAAAAGAAACACGAAAGUACAUUAAGUGAAGAAUUGAGCAUGGCUGUGAAAUAUUUGAAUCAGUUUCUACCUCCAGAGCAUCAUAUCCAAUAUAUCAGUUUCGAUAUGGCACGUAUGAGUAAGAGAAAAGAAGUGAAUGUUAUGAGACGCUUAGCAAAUAUCGCUUACAACGCUGUAUUGAAGACUGGUAUUUAUCAGUCACAAAAUCCUUAUUAUAGUCAGAGAUAUCUGUUUUUGCCACAGAACAGUAACACCAAAAAGCUUCACAAAACGAAUUCGAGUUCCACUUUAUCAAAUUUAAACGAUAUCAGAAACUCUGUUAAUCCAAGUGUAGAUGUCGAUAGGACAAAUGAUAUAAGUCAAAUCGAAGAAAAAGUGAGAGAAUGUUUCGCAAGAAGAGGAACUGUGCAAACUGGAAUUAUCAGAACGAACUGUGUUGAUUGUUUAGAUCGAACGAACACGGCUCAAUUUGCAAUAGGAAAAUGUGCCUUAGGAUUUCAAUUGUGUGCUUUAGGUGUAUUGGAAUUUUCUAAACUCGAAUUUGAUUCCGAUUGCGUGCGAAUGUUGGAGGAAUUGUACGAGGAUCACGGGGAUACUCUAGCCUUGCAAUAUGGCGGUUCGCAACUAGUGCACAGAAUCAAAACUUACAGGAAAACUGCCCCGUGGACAAGUCAGGGUAACGACAUUAUGCAAACUUUAAGCAGAUAUUACAGCAAUACAUUUAGUGAUCAAGAAAAACAGCACACGAUUAAUUUGUUUCUGGGAUUGUUUGUACCUGAGGAAGGAAAGCCUCCAAUAUGGGAACUUGUAACGGAUUAUUAUCUGCAUCACGCACCGGCUUGUCUCUACACAAGGAAAACAAAACCUUUGACACAGUGGUGGGAUACAAAUGUGACAAAGUGUCUUCCUUACGCGUUGAAUGAAGUGACUAAAUCCUGUUCAGAAAUGAUACAAAUGCAAAAUUCAACAGAAGAAAUGAUCGAUGUCUAUUACGACUAUCACAGACCAUAUGAACAGUCUUUGCUGUCCGAGGUAUACGCGUAUAAAAUAAGCCAUUCCGUCAGAGAUUUUAUGCCGCACUUCACCACCUGCUACAGUCCGUUUGCUGUUCGCGUGCGACCAGGUAGACGAAGAGAAGAGGCAGGUACUAAAAGUUUGAAUAUGAAAAAUCCAUCUAUGACCGGUCAGAGCAGUACGAGCAGCACAACGUCAAGUGCAAGUUCAAGCGAGGAUUCGAGUUCGGAUGAAGACGAAAGUCAUCAACAAAUGGACGAUUCCCAAUUAAUUACUUCUAAGGAUAGUUCAGAACUGAUGCCAUUUGAGUCAUUGUUUCCAUCUAUGAAAGAAGUAUAUGGCACACAACCGGAAUAUCCAAAACGAAACGAUAUUAUUUUGUAUAAAAGAUACGUUCUAAUAGGACGUAACGCGACAUAUCCCACUGAUCACACUAAGUUGCGUUCAAAAUUAAUGCAGCAAGCAUCGUUUCCCGAAACUACAACUGCUUUUAUUACACUACCUUCUGUUAAAAAUGAAAGCAUAAGCAUAUAUGAACAAUAUGUUAAAAGAGCCACGGUAUGUAAACCAUAUGUUUUAAGUAUAACAAGAAAAUGUACGUACAAUUUUAUAAACAUAUACAUAUCUUUACAGACAGGAGGUUCAGCACCAAAUGAUAUGGAUAUAUAUAAAACUUAUGCCAAUCAGUAUAAAGCGUUAAUGGGAAAAAUAUGUUCUGCAUAAAAGUAUCUCAUGUACCAUAUUGCACAUAUAUACUAGAUAUAUAAAUUUUUGUACACAUAUAUGUAUCAUAUCAUAAUAAAUUAUAAGCUCAGCUGUGGCUUGAUGUUAAAUUUUA
Molecule: messenger RNA, 3518 nt
Organism: Pseudomyrmex gracilis
Lineage: Eukaryota; Metazoa; Arthropoda; Insecta; Hymenoptera; Formicidae
Gene: FIG4
Product: polyphosphoinositide phosphatase
Exons: 14
Coding region: 272-3403 (1043 amino acids)
Biological process (GO): phosphatidylinositol dephosphorylation
Cellular component (GO): intracellular membrane-bounded organelle
Molecular function (GO): phosphatidylinositol-3,5-bisphosphate 5-phosphatase activity
Source: RefSeq, a predicted model, not a curated record